AUAGCCGUUGGGGUUGGUGGCUGGGGGGCCACGGCCGCCACUGGCAGUGUGGCCUGGGUCCUCAGCGCCAAGGCGGGGAAGCCACUUCUUGGGCCCACGCAACAGCCGUCCAUGGUCUGCUGAGCGUGGUGCCAUGCCUCUGCCGCUCCUGCUGCUGCUGCUCACUCUGCUGGACCCCAGCAGUCACCUCCAACCCUGGGGUCCCCGGGGUGCAGGUGCGGAGGUGGCCACGGAGCCCCCAAACAUCCGGAACCGGAGGCAGGUGACUGAGUGGGAUCCAAUGGAGGAAGACUAUGAUUCAGUACCCACAGACCCCCCAGAAAUCCUGGAGAACAGCACCUCAGCCAUGACCCCUCAGCUACCAAAUGAGACAACAACACAGGUGCAGGGCAGCUCCCAGCUCAGCACGCUGGAGAUGGCCACCGGGGACCCUGCUGGCCUGGAGAAUGGGACACAGACUCCGACUGUGGCAGCAGACACUCGGGGGACUCUGGCCACCGAACCGGCCACUGCGGCCCCUCUUCUCCCAGUGGCUGUGUUCACUCAGAGGGCUCCAUUGACAGAGCUGGUCACCACAGAAGCCCUGUCUACGGGGCCGGCAACCACAGAGGCUAUAACCACAGGACCAGCAGCCACAUGGGCUGUAACCAUGGGACCAGCAGCCACAGAAGCUAUAACCACAGGACCAGCUGCCACGGAAGCUCUGUCCACGGGGCUGGCCGCCAUGGAAGCUGUAACCACAGGACCAGCAGCCACAGGGGCUGUAACCAUGGGACCAGCAGCCACGGAAGCUGUGACCACAGGGCAAGCAGCCACAGAAGCUAUAACCACAGGACCAGCUGCCACAGAAGCUCUGUCCACGGGGCCGGCCACCACAGAAGCUGUAACCAUGGGACCAGCAGCCAAGGAAGCUAUAACCACAGGACCAGCUGCCACGGAAGCUCUGUCCACGGGGCUAAUAGUCAUGGAAGCUGUAACCACAGAAUCCACUCCCAGAGACAUCCUGUCCUUCGUCCCAGUGGCCAUAGAGGCUCAGUCCACAGAAGCCCCCGCCACAGUGGCUGAUGGCCUGGCAGCAGUAGGCAACCUGGCGAGCCUCAGCCCCCCACGGGCCCAGGACCGCAUCCCCGUGAAGCAGUGCCUGUUGGCCAUCCUCAUCCUGGCACUGGUGGCCACCAUCUUCCUGGUGUGCACCGUGGUGCUGGCGGUGCGUCUGUCCCGUCGCAAUCACAUGUACCCUGUGCGUAGCUACUCGCCCACCGAGAUGGUCUGCAUCUCAUCCCUGUUGCCCGAGGGGGGGGACGGGGCGGCUGCGGCCAACGGGGCCCUGGCUGGCGCCAAGAGCCAGGGCCCCAAGGCAGAGGCGGGGGAGGAACGGGAGGGUGAUGACCUGACCCUGCACAGCUUCCUCCCGUAGCUGCCACCACGGGCCCCAGGCCACGGGACGGGGCUGAGGGCAGGGAUCUGGCAGCCCUGUCCUCCCUCACUGCUUCCUGCCCACUCACACCGAGGAGACCCUGCACCCACCCCAUCCUCCAUCCUCUCACGCAGGAAGGGAAGGGGUGGGCCGGACCAAGGCUGCCUAAGCCCACUGACUGGCCUCCCGUGUCCAGGUUACCCUGUCCUGCCCAUCGUGUCCCCUGCCAUCUCUGUCCCGCUCAGAGGAGCACCGGCUGCCAGCCUGGGCGACAGUGCAGACACCCUCAGUGUAGGAGGGAGCAGUGCUUGCAGGCCUGAGGCCUGUGUUCCCAGUCCCCCUGAACUCAUGUGCCAGGGAGCCUGUCUCUCUGUCCCUCUCAGUGAUGAAUAAAUACAUAAACCUGUAAAUAA
This is a messenger RNA of Erinaceus europaeus (western European hedgehog), 1830 nucleotides long. RefSeq names its product selectin P ligand (gene SELPLG). The coding region runs from base 134 to 1417 and encodes 427 amino acids. Gene Ontology annotation, biological process: hemopoiesis; leukocyte tethering or rolling. The transcript is spliced from 2 exons. Gene Ontology annotation, cellular component: plasma membrane. Lineage: Eukaryota; Metazoa; Chordata; Mammalia; Eulipotyphla; Erinaceidae. The record is from RefSeq and is a predicted model, not a curated record.